AUGUGUGUCCCAGCAAUGCGCCCUUUCGUAUCCCUCGACGAGUACGGAUAUCUCGAACUGUCUCAGCCCACCGGUGAUGGGGACUCGUUCGUCGACACGAACAUGACGUGUUCUUAUCAACCGCUACUUAAUAACAAUGUGGGCGAAGUUCUUCUUGGGGAAGAGACGAAGAUCGAGUUCAACCAGCUCACUCUCAUCAAAGACAGUCAGAUCGUAGUGAAAUGCCAUCGAAAUUCUCCAUCUAAGGAAAUCGUCUACGAGAAGGCGUUUGUAAAUGUACCUUACGCUUCGGGUCCAGCGGCGAAGCCGAAAUUCAAGAGAAGUGAUCCGGUUGCGUCUCACGAUAAUCUUGACAAUUGGAAAAAAGCAAUUCUACAUUCAAAAAGAUAUUGUCAUUUUUCGAUACACUACAUGAAAACAUUAACAGAGGACAACUCGGACUAUCUGACAUUACUCGAUAAGAAGAUGAGUGUGGGCGAUCAGCUCUUCACCUCACAAGUGGAGGAACGGUCGCCUCUUCUGUCUAUAAAAUUGCCAGAGAAAUUCCGAAGGAAGUACCACACGCAAGAUAGGAACAUUGGUAUAAAUGUUAACAGAUUGAUCACCACCUCGGAUGUCGGUAAGACGCUCAUGAACAUUGCCUCAGUUAAAGCACUACAUAACCUUACUCUCGAAUCGUCUGCCGAAGCAGCUAGGAGUUCUUCACUGCUUCAGUAUUUUCAUCCGAAUAAUCGUUCCUGUAAGGACGCGAACAUUCCUGCGCAUUUAUGCCUUUGUAUGGACGAAGAGAUUCCACAGGAGUACACGAAGUUUGUCAACUAUUCUUGA
This is a messenger RNA of Angiostrongylus costaricensis, 828 nucleotides long. Lineage: Eukaryota; Metazoa; Nematoda; Chromadorea; Rhabditida; Metastrongylidae. The record is from the annotation of a GenBank genome assembly.